CGUGUCUUGUUGGGUUGGGUCUUCUUUAUUUGGUUCAUCUCCUCUCCUUUGGAAUAUUUAACUGCAGAGGUCAAGUUAUAUCACUGGUUCGAAGGAAACAAUAUUCCAUUUUUAUUCAACUCUCAAUCAGAAUUCCAUACAUUCCCCACGAACCCUAAUUCAUUUACCCCCAAAUUCCUUCCAUUUUUUCUUCUUUUUCUUAUAGCCGAAGCCAUAAGAAGGACUACCAGACCCUCCGAUUCAAUCUCUCUCACUCGAGAUCUCAUCUGGGUUUUCAUCUCCUUCUCUGAUUAUGGUAUUUACUCUAUUAAAUAACCUUUGCAUGGAUUUUCCGGGGUGAUGUGGCAUAAAUGGAAGGAGAAGUUUUUUCACAAACUGUCCAACUAUAUCAAAUCUUUCCUGGGGAUUGACCAAAUUGUCUUUAAUGAUGAACAUGAAACCUUCUUCUCGCCCAGACAUAUACUUUAGGCCUAUAAGACCCUCUGACCUUGGGACUUUAGAGAAAAUUCAUGGUGAUUUAUUCCCAAUUCGGUAUGAAACCGAGUUUUUCCAAAAUGUGGUAAAUGGACGCGAUAUUGUAUCCUGGGCAGCUGUUGAUCGCAGUCAAAUAAAUGGCCAAAGCGAUCAACUUAUUGGGUUUGUAACAGCACGGAUCGUUCUUGCAAAAGACAGUGAGGUAGGGGAUAUGCUCAGUUAUGAUUCAUUAAAAUCUGAUCAAACUUUGGUCUACAUUCUUACGCUGGGAGUAGUAGAAGGCUACAGAAACCUUGGCAUAGCAUCUUCACUUAUUCGCGAAGUCAUAAAAUAUGCCUUGAGUGUUCCAACUUGCCGAGCUGUUUACUUGCAUGUUAUUUCUUAUAAUAAUCCAGCAAUCCAUUUGUACAACAAAAUGUCUUUUAGGUGUUUACGGAGACUUCAAGGUUUCUACUUGAUCAACGGUCAGCAUUAUGACUCUUAUUUGUUUGUUUACUAUGUAAAUGGCGGCCGAUCUCCCUGCUCACCAUUAGAGAUUGCAACGGCUAUGGUCAAAUACAUGAGGAAUGCAUUUAAGUCGAUGUCAGCACGACUAUGGAGGAAUGAGGAUAGGAGGGUGAAAUGGCCUAAAAGUAGAGAAAAUCGUUGCCUAACGACGCAGAGGAGAAACCUAGCAGCCGAGUGUUCAGGGUGUGAAUGUGUUUGAGUCUUUGUUAUCUAUAUUGAAAAUUGAGGGAACAAAAGGAAAAAUGAGUUCGUGUAGGUGAUAUUGUGAUUGUAAAAUCUUUUACCUUAGCCUUUUUAUGCGUGUUGUUUUCUUUUGUUAGCCUCGUCUUGAAAUGAAAUUGAAAUAGUAAGAAUAAUAUUGAUAAUAAUAAUAACGAAUAUAUUUUAUCA
Molecule: messenger RNA, 1371 nt
Organism: Humulus lupulus (European hop)
Lineage: Eukaryota; Viridiplantae; Streptophyta; Magnoliopsida; Rosales; Cannabaceae
Product: histone acetyltransferase MCC1
Exons: 6
Coding region: 425-1180 (251 amino acids)
Biological process (GO): N-terminal peptidyl-methionine acetylation
Cellular component (GO): Golgi membrane
Molecular function (GO): histone acetyltransferase activity; protein-N-terminal amino-acid acetyltransferase activity
Source: RefSeq, a predicted model, not a curated record